AUGCCCGACAGCAACAGAGUUCAUAGACCCCCCCACCGCAAUGUCGGGGGCGUGCCCUGGGGCUGGAACCCGGAACCUCGCGCUCGGCCGCAGUCACUGAACGCAGCUGCCCCCGAGUCCUCAGACCCAGGACCGUCUCCUCGCUCCUCCCCUUUCCGUGGCCCGGGCCCCGGGGCGGCUGUGAGCCGUGACCCCGGCUCGCGUCUAGACCGCGGGACUCGGGCCGCGGGGACGCGGCGGGAGCGGGGCCAGCGGCGCACGUGCCGCCCCCUGGCGGCCAGGUCCGCGCAGCACCCAGGCCCCGCAGCACCCCAGGCUCCUCCGCAGCACCCAGGUCCGCGCAGCACCCAGGUCCGCAGCACCCCAGGUCCGCGCAGCACCCCAGGUCCGCAGCACCCCAGGUCCGCGCAGCACCCAGGUCCGCAGCACCCAGGUCCGCAGCACCCCAGGUCCGCAGCACCCCAGGUCCGCACAGCACCCCAGGUCCGCAGCACCCCAGGUCCGCGCAGCACCCAGGUCCGCAGCACCCAGGUCCGCAGCACCCCAGGUCCGCGCAGCACCCCAGGUCCGCAGCACCCCAGGUCCGCGCAGCACCCAGGUCCGCAGCACCCAGGUCCGCAGCACCCCAGGUCCGCGCAGCACCCCAGGUCCGCAGCACCCAGGCCCCGCAGCACCCCAGGCCCCGCAGCACCCCAGGCCCCGCGCCGAUCCCAGUCGGGGGGCCCAGCCUGUGGGGAACCUGCCACGGUUUCGUCGAAGGAGAAACGCCGCGUAUUUCGUAACUUAAUGGUGCAGCAUGAGCAUAUUUUAGGGCCCCCUGCUCAGUGCAGACAGAGCUCUGGCUCCCCCCGCGUGCCAGAGGCCCAGGCCUGGCUUGCACACCCGUCACCCUCAGUGGGGACAGGAGGAUCAGCCUUCACCGUGCUGAGAGUUCGAGGAUAG
Molecule: messenger RNA, 942 nt
Organism: Peromyscus maniculatus bairdii (prairie deer mouse)
Lineage: Eukaryota; Metazoa; Chordata; Mammalia; Rodentia; Cricetidae
Source: RefSeq, a predicted model, not a curated record